This is a messenger RNA of Momordica charantia (bitter melon), 1524 nucleotides long. RefSeq lists its product as uncharacterized. Gene Ontology annotation, cellular component: intracellular membrane-bounded organelle. The record is from RefSeq and is a predicted model, not a curated record. NCBI's taxonomy places the organism in Eukaryota, Viridiplantae, Streptophyta, Magnoliopsida, Cucurbitales, Cucurbitaceae.
AAUCGAGGUACUCGGUGCCGGUGGACACCCGAAUUUUUCUUUUCCUCGCUGCAAUCGUCUUCUCUUCUCUUCUCUGUGUCCAGUUUUCUCAGAAGAACAUUACUGCAAAUCCUCCUUCGAGUUUGUGUUUGGUAAAUUUCUCCUAAUUUUCCUUCAUGCUUUCCAGAAUCUCAAAACCCUCACAAAGGGUUCUUGAUGGUCUUCUCGCCCUCAAGCUCAGACUUCAGUGCAGUCAUGAUCUGAUCAGCUCCUCCAAUGCCCGCCCUCCCAUCUCCCCUCUUCGAGAUCCAAUCGUCAGAAAUUCAUCCUCCUCAGCAUCUUCUUUCCAUACGAAAUUUCGCGCCAAACCCAUUUCUUCCGAUGUUGGUUUGUCUCGGAUCCUCCAUUCUCCCAAGCCCGCUGCCGGAAAUCCUUCAUUAGCUACUAAAUUGAACGCCUAUUGUUCUGCUUCUGGGUUUAGAUUCUUCUCUGUAAAGAUUCCCGGGUUUGGGAGUCAAUUGAAUGGAAAUUUCGCAAAGAAGGUCCUUGAUAAGCCCGCUACAGCUAUUAGUUCUGCCUUCUCGCGGUAUCGGGAAGCUAUAGGGUUGCAAAUUGAGGCGUUCUUCAGGAGAAAUUAUCUAGUUCUACUCGGGGUUGGAGGAGUUUUUGUUUGUGCAUUGCUCUGGAGGAUUAUGUUUGGUAUUGCAAGCACCUUUAUUGGGCUCUCAGAAGGCAUGGCCAAGUAUGGAUUUCUCGCUUUAUCUUCAGCUAUCGUUGCUUUUGCUGGCCUCUAUAUGCGCUCUAGAUUCACAAUCAAUCCUGAUAGAGUUUAUAGAAUGGCCAUGAGAAAGCUCAAUACAUCAGCAGGAAUUCUGGAGGUCAUGGGUGCCCCUCUUUCAGGAUCAGACUUGAGAGCUUAUGUGAUGUCGGGAGGUGGGUUAACUCUGAAGAACUUCACGCCAAAUCGUAGGAGCAAGCGGUGCUUUCUUCUUUUUCCCAUUAGGGGUUCUGAAAGGAAGGGUCUAGUCAGUGUUGAAGUCAAAAAGAAGAAGGGCCAGUAUGAUAUGAAGCUACUGGCAGUUGACAUUCCCAUGGCAUCAGGACCUGACCAGCGGUUAUACCUUAUUGGGGACGAAGAAGAGUACAAAGUUGGUGGCGGACUAAUAUCUGAACUAAGGGAUCCCGUUGUGAAAGCUAUGGCAGCAACCAAGGAAUUUGAUGAUCUUGACCAAAUUGAGGAAAAGGAGGAUGCAGAGAGAGAACUCCAAGAGGCAGAGAGAAAACACCAGGAAGAAAUCGAAAAACUUGAGAAAGGAAGUUGAAAUUCUUUCGUUCUUCAGAUUUUGCGAUGUCGUUUUCUACCCGUUGCGUCUUCAUAGCCAUUCUUUGAAGCGGUUUUGAGUUUCUAACCUCAUCCAUAAAAAAAAUCAACUUGAUUUCCUUUGAAUUUUAGAGUUCUCGGAAGGCAAGUAAGUUGAAUAAAGAGCUUACAAUGUUAUCAUGGCAUGUUUAUGGACUCAACUUUUGCCUGUGAUUUUCACGUUA